AUGACUACUUUAAAGCGAAAGUCUCCCGAGUUUCUGGCUGCAUCUGAUGCUACACCUACAGGUAGACCAGCUAAGAAGCUUCGUCUGACCCAGAGCCAGAAGCAAGCAUUGAUCGAUAACCUGCAACUUGAAAUAACUGAGAGAGCUCGCAAGCUUCGGGCGCAGUACUCUCUACAGCAACAUGACCUUCGAUCCCGACUUGAACGACGCGUCAACCGCAUCCCAAGAUCGCUCCGCAAAGCGAAUAUGGGCGAGCUCUUCGAAAAGCACCAGGCAGCCUUAGCUCAAGCCACUUCACCCACACGAAAAUUCUCACCUACGAAGAUUCAACGGACCGUUCCCACAAUUGGAUCUAUCGACCAGGCUCUUUCUCCAGCUGGGACUCGUACCCGACGACCAAGCCAUGAUAACCUCUACUCCGACAAAGAAAAUGGUGGACCGGAAGGACUCAACAAUCCUAAGCGCCGCGGUAAGGCCGCUGCUGCGGGUGGUGCAUCGCGCGUCGUUUCACAAGAAGUGCGAGGUCACGACCACCGCAUUCUCUCUCCCAAAUCUCUCAACUCCCGCACAUAUCCCCAAUCGCCUUUCCGCGCAUCACCAGAAAAGGGUCAACCGGCUUAUCUUUCACGCCCUACUUCCCCGCUCAAGCCAUCUAGUCCCUUGCGUGCUGCAGGCCCAGCAGGCAUCACCCGACCCCGUGGCGCCACCACAUCUACUGUCAGGGAUCCAUGGCAACAACCCGCACCAGCAAAGAAAACAGGUCGGGCAGCAACGGGACCAAAGACCACGACACGGUCUCCUCUCCCUCGUCCUGCGACUCGCCAGGGCGAGCGCAAGAAUAGCUUCUCUUCUAACGCGUCUUCCGGUACUACUAUAACCAAGACUACGCGUACCGGUACCGCUGGUCGCAAAGCUACUGCUUCAUCCACGGCGAAGAAACCAGUGGGUGCGCCUCGUACGCAGACUGCUUCUUUGGCUGUGAAGAAGACGGCUAGUACGGCGGCUAUGAGGAAGACUACCGCACCAGCUUCUUCGAAUGAGGCUACGACGCGGGGAACUCGGGCGCUGCGAAAGCGUGUAUAA
Penicillium malachiteum is the source of this 1083-nucleotide messenger RNA. RefSeq lists its product as uncharacterized. Lineage: Eukaryota; Fungi; Ascomycota; Eurotiomycetes; Eurotiales; Aspergillaceae. Gene Ontology annotation, cellular component: chromosome, centromeric region; chromosome passenger complex; spindle midzone. Gene Ontology annotation, biological process: mitotic sister chromatid segregation. The transcript has 3 exons. The coding region runs from base 1 to 1083 and encodes 360 amino acids. The record is from RefSeq and is a predicted model, not a curated record.